AAGAGAGCGAGAGAGAGCGAGAGAGAGAGAGAGAGAGGGAGAGAGGCUCCCUGCUGGUGGCAGAUGGAGUAGCGGAGCAGAGAGAAGUACACGUAUUACCAUGCUGAGAUUUGGAAUACACAAACUACAUGCAAAACCUCCCAAUCUGCGAGAUUUGUGAAAGCAGAGGUGGUUCUGUGAAGAUCACGGUACGAUAAUGGAGAAGCAUUUGCUUCCGCUGCUUGUGCUGCUCCUGCAGCUUUUCUGUGGCUAUGCAGAGAACCAAAGGAUGGUGAGGGCUGCCUCCAUGCAAUUCACGCACUCUGUUUACAAUGCCACCAUAUAUGAGAACUCCGCUGCUAAGACUUACUUGGAGAGCCACACCAAGAUGGGAAUCUAUAUCACAGACCCUACAUGGGAGAUACGGUACAAAAUCAUCUCUGGAGAUAAUGAGAACUUGUUCAAAGCGGAGGAGUACCUGCUGGGAGAUUUCAAUUUUUUGCGAAUAAGGACCAAAGGAGGCAGCACUGCCAUUCUGAACAGGGAGGUUAAGGACCACUACAUACUGACCGUCAAAGCCUCGGAAAGGAGCACCAACUUUGAGUGUCGCACCAGAGUUAAGGUGCAGGUAUUGGACACGAACGAUCUGAGGCCUCUCUUUUCGCCAACGUCCUACAGCAUCUCUCUGCCAGAGAACACGGCCAUCCGCAGCAGUGUGGCCAAGGUAACGGCGACUGACGCAGACAUCGGUACGAAUGGAGAGUACUACUAUAGUUUCCGAGAGUGGACGGACAUGUUUGCGGUUCAUCCGACAAGCGGUGUGGUGACACUGACCGGCAAGCUGGACUUCUCUGAGACGAAGCUGUACGAGUUGGAGAUUCUGGCGGUGGACAGGGGAAUGAAGCUGUACGGCAGCAGUGGUUUCAGUAGCAUGGCCAAACUCACAGUGAGGGUGGAGCAGGCCAAUGAGCAUGCCCCCGUGAUCACUGCAGUGACCCUUGCCCCUUCUGAUGUCGACCACGAUCCCACCUACGCCAUCGUCACGGUCGAGGACAACGAUCAGGGACCAAAUGGAGAAAUAGCCUCAUUGAGUAUUGUAGCCGGUGACCCUCUUCAGCAGUUCAAGGCUGUCAGAAUCAGUCCCGGGAGCAAGGAAUAUAAAAUUAAAGCAGUCAAAGUUGUAGACUGGGAUAGCCAGCCUUACGGAUACAAUCUCACUCUGCAGGCAAAGGACAAAGGCAGCCCCCCUCAAUUUUCAUCUGCUAAAUUGGUACAUGUCACUUCUGCUCAGUUCAAAGUGGGUCCUCCUGUUUUUGAAAAGGCCGUUUACAGAGUCAACCUGAGUGAAUUUGCCCCGCUUCACACACCUGUCACUAUGGUAACAGCUGUGCCAAAGUAUCCUCAGCUAAAGUAUGCUUUUAAACACAAAUCUGACAAGAACAGGUUCGCCAUAAAUCCAGAUACUGGCUUAAUCAGCACCACAGGACCGAUCAAUGCUGAUACUUCCUCACAAUUUGAGCUCGAUGUGAUCACCAGCGACAAAAAAGCAGCCACAAAAGUGAUCGUUGGCGUGAUUGAUGUGAACAACAAUGCCCCUGAGUUCCAGCAGACAUCUUACAAGGCCAGCGUUGAUGAGAAUGUACCCAUAGGGACCAGUGUGUUAACAGUGAAAGCCACUGAUCUAGACAGAGGGGAGAACGGCUACGUCACCUACAGCAUUACCAAUCUCAACCCUCAGCCGUUUGUUAUUGAUUAUUUUUCCGGGGUGAUCAGUACCUCAGAAGUCCUAGAUUACGAGCUCAUGCCCAGGAUUUACAAUCUUAAAGUCCGGGCAUCAGAUUGGGGAUCCCCUUUCCGGAGAGAGGUAGAGGCAUCAGUCACCAUAACAUUAAAUAACCUGAAUGACAAUAAGCCUUUGUUUGAAAAUGUGGACUGCGAAGUGACUGUGCCCAGAGAUCACGGUGUGGGAGAGCAGAUAACAACGGCGUCUGCCAUAGAUGCUGAUGAACUGCAGCUUGUACGGUACAAUAUUAAAGCUGGAAACGAUCUGGAUCUGUUUGAACUGAACCCAAACUCUGGCAUGCUGUCGCUGAAGCACACACUGAGUGAGGGAGAGGCAGCUAAAGUGUCCUUUCAUAGUUUACAAAUCGUGGCAACUGACGGCGAACAUGAGACUUGGCCAAUGUUCAUGAACAUAACUGUCAUCACGGCCCGCAAGCCCGUCCAGUUGAAAUGUGUGGAGACUGGUGUCGCUACCAUGUUGGCUGAAAAGCUUCUGCAGGGCAGCAAAAUCCACACGCAAGCUGAGCAGGAUGACAACUUUAUGGACAUUCACUCCGUCAACCGGUACACUCCUCAGUUUGCAGAGUCUUUCCCCAGUGUGAUUGAAGUCAAAGAAGACCUCACUGUCGGGGCCCGCAUUGUUCAUUUAAGUGCCACUGACUCAGACAGUGGCUUUAAUGGAAAGCUAGUGUAUGUUAUUUCGGGUGGAGAUACGGAAAGCCGUUUUAUAGUUGAUAUGGAAACUGGCUGGCUUUUGGUUUAUUCCCCUCUCGACAGAGAAACAACGGACCACUACACUCUCAAUGUGACAGUUUAUGAUCUUGGGAUACCGCAGAAGUCGUCAUCGCGCCUCUUGGAUGUUAAAAUCUUAGACGCCAAUGACAACAGCCCCCAGUUUUUACAAGAUUCGUACACAGUUGAAAUAAGCGAAAGCACACCUGUUGGGACUGAAAUUAUCCAGGUGGAUUCGACAGACAAGGAUAAAGGUGACAAUGGAGUCGUUAGGUAUUCAAUCUUUGGAGGCACAAACCAUUUCGCGAUCAAUGAGGUUACUGGCGUUGUGACUGUGACAAAGCCCUUGGAUCGUGAGAUACAUCCAUUUUAUGUGUUGAAGAUUGCUGCACGUGACCAGGCAACAAAUGACCCUCAAUUAGUGUCCACGGUGCCACUUAAAAUCACCCUGGAAGAUGUGAACGAUAAUCCACCAAAGUUUGUUCCCCCCAAUUAUCGAGUGAAGGUGAGGGAGGACCUUCCCAUCGGUACUGUGAUUAUGUGGCUGGAGGCUCACGACCCUGACCUCGGACCUUCCAGUCAGGUACGAUACAGCCUCAUCGAUAAUGGCGACGGGAAUUUCGAAGUGGACAAACUCAGCGGUGCUCUGCGUAUCGUGCAGAAUCUCGAUUAUGAAACAAAACAGGUGUACAACUUGACAGCGAAAGCUAAAGACAAAGGAAAACCCAUCUCUCUGUCGUCGACCUGUUUCAUCGAGGUGGACGUGGUGGAUGUUAAUGAGAACCUCUACAGGCCGCUCUUCCGAUCAUUUGUGGGAAAGGGAUUUAUAAAAGAGGACGUGCUUGUUGGGACUUCAGUGAUGACUGUCACAGCUGAAGAUGAAGAUCAAGGACGGGAUGGAGAGAUUCGAUACUCCAUCCGAGACGGGUCUGGGCUGGGAAUAUUCUCCAUAGACGAGGAAACAGGUGUGAUACGAACACAGGAGCUGCUGGAUCACGAGACGACGCCUCACUACUGGCUCACCGUCUACGCCAUGGAUCGCGGCGUGGUGCCGCUCUCCGCCUUCAUCGAGGUCUACAUCGAAGUGCAGGACGUCAACGACAACGCGCCCCAGACCUCGGAGCCCGUCUACUACCCCUCCGUCAUGGAGAACUCCCCGAAAGACGUGUCCAUCAUCCAGAUAAACGCCGUCGAUCCGGACGCCAAGGCCAGCGAUAAACUCACCUACAGGAUCACCAGCGGCAAUCCCCAGGGCUUCUUCGCCAUUAACGCCAAGACAGGUCUGGUUACGACCACUUCGAGGAGACUCGACAGAGAGCAGCAGGACGAGCACAUUCUUGAGAUCACCAUCACUGACCAAGGCGUUCCUCCCAAAUCCACCACGGUCCGCGUCAUCGUCCAGGUCCUGGACGAGAACGACAACCGGCCGCUGUUCCUGGAGAAGAUCUACAAGAUCCAGCUCCCGGAGCGCGAGAGGCCAGAGAGGGAGCGGGCGGCCAAGAGAGACCCGGUGUAUCGCGUGAUCGCAUCGGACCGCGACGAGGGACCCAAUGCCGAGAUCUCCUACAGCAUCGAGGAGGGAGACGAGCAGGGGAAGUUCUUCAUCGAGCCCAAGACAGGCCUGGUGUCGUCCAAGAAGUUCUCCUCCGCGGGAGAAUACGACAUCUUGACUAUAAAAGCCGUCGACAACGGACGCCCCCAGAAAUCCUCCACCUGCCGCCUCCACAUCGAGUGGAUCAACAAGCCGGAAGUGCCGACCGACGCGGCGCCGCUGCUCUUCGAGGAGUCCCCCUUCGCCUUCUCGGUGAUGGAGAGCGACCCGGUGGCGCACAUGGUGGGCGUCGUCGCCACCGAGUCCUCGGACGUCCCCGUGUGGUUUGAAAUCACAGACGGCAUAGAGGAUUCUGAGAUGUUUUACAUCCUUCAGAUGGCUUGUGACCACAACUGUACAGCAGAAGGUGGAAAUUAUGACAGCCGUUUUGACGUGGGCAAGGCCAGCGGAACCUUGAUCGUGGCGCGGCCCCUGAACGCCGAGCAGAAAUCAAAUUACAACCUGACGGUGGAGGCAACAGACGGGACGCGAACUGUCAGCACCCAGGUGCUGAUCAGAGUCAUCGACACCAACAACCACCGGCCGCAGUUCUCCCAGCAAGUGUACAUGGUGAACGUCCCCGAGGACAAACCGGCGGGGUCCGAGGUCCUGCAGAUCAACGCGGUGGACAGGGACGAGAAGAACAAGCUGACCUUCACGCUCCUGAGCAGCACGGAUCCCUUCAGCCUCAGGAAGUUCCGUCUGGACCCCGGAACCGGCAUCCUCUACACCACGGAGCGGCUGGAUCACGAGACGAUGCACCGCCACGUCCUCACUGUCAUGGUUCGAGACCAGGACAUUCCAGUGAAGAGGAACCUUGUGCGUGUUAUUGUGGAUGUGGAUGACACCAAUGACAACGCGCCCUGGUUCAUAGGCACGCCGUACUCCGGCCGCGUGUUCGAGUCCGCCGCGAUCGGCUCUGCUGUUCUUCAAGUGACGGCUCUGGACAAGGACAAGGGCUCCAACGCAGAGGUCAUCUACAGCAUUGAAUCAGGGAAUGUGGCUAACUCAUUUGCUAUUGAACCCGUUCUUGGAACCAUAACAGUCGCUAAAGAACUCGAUCGCAGCGGCAAGACCAUGUUUGAACUCAUCGUAAAGGCUUCAGAUAAUGGAAUCCCUCCACUGUCAGCAACGACCACCGUGCACAUCGUAGUAACAGUUUCUGACAAUGCCGCCCCCAGAUUCACAGAAAAGGAGUUUUCUGCAGAAGUCAGUGAAUCGGUGCUUCCAGGAAGCUUCGUCAGCCUGGUCACCGCCAUCAGCCAGUCCUCCGUUUUCUAUCAGAUUAAAAGUGGCAACAUCGGCAAUGUCUUUGACAUAAACCCAAAUUCAGGCGUGGUCGUGACACAGCAAGCGUUAGAUUAUGAGACCACCCCGCAGUACAGGCUGAUCAUACAGGGCACGAACAUGGCUGGACUCGCCAGUAACGCAACGCUCCUGAUCCAUCUGAAGGAUGAAAAUGACAACGCUCCCGUCUUCACCCAGAGGGAGUUCAAAGGCGUAAUCAGCGAGUCGGCCCCCAUCAACAGUAUUGUCCUGACCCACGGAAACACUCCUUUUGUCAUCCGUGCCUCUGAUGCCGACUGCGACCAGAACGCCAUGCUCAUUUAUCAAAUUGUGGAACCUUUUGCUCAUAACUAUUUUGCCAUUGACUCGAGCACGGGCGCCAUCAGAGUCACAACGGCACUGGAUUACGAACAAAGAAAGGUUUUCCGCUUCACGGUGCAGGUCCAUGAUCUUGGAAUGCCACGGCUGUUUGCAGAGACGCCGGCCAAUGUGACCAUAGAGGUAAUUGAUGUUAACGACUGCUCGCCAGCUUUCAGCCAGGAACUUUAUGAGACAACUGUCAUUGUACCAACGUACAAAGGCGUAGAAGUCAUUCAAGUCAAUGCCACGGAUGCUGACUCCGGUCCCAAUGCCAAACUGCUUUUCUCCAUCUCCGAAGGAAAUAUCGGGGAUAAAUUUAAAAUGGAUCCAAUCACAGGCAUCAUCUCAAUUCAGAAUAUCACUCAGCUCAGGAGCAGGUACGAAUUAAAGGCAAGGGUUUCGGACGGCAGGUUUGCCAGCGUGGCAACAGUGAAGAUCAACGUGAGGGAAAACAAAGAGAGCAAGCUGAAGUUCACUCAGGAGUCCUACAAGGCCUACGUUCAAGAAAACUCAUCUGAGAAGAAGACUUUAGCAGUCAUCGCUGUUGUCGGGAACCAGGUGAACGAACCUCUGUUCUAUAAGAUUCUGAACCCUGACAGUAGGUUCCAAAUCAGCCGCACGUCUGGAGUCGUCUCGACCACUGGAAUCCCGUUUGACCGUGAAGUGCAGGACAGAUACGAUAUUGUUGUUGAGGUCACCAGAGAAGACAGAUCAGAUGACGGAGCUCACGUUGUGGUGACUGUUCAGGUGGAGGAUGUAAACGACAAUAAGCCCAUGUUUGUGAACCUGCCCUACCACGCUCUCAUUCAAAUGGAUGCGGAGGAAGGCCAGGCGAUCCGGCAAGUCACCGCUGUGGACAGAGACGUCGGGGCAAAUGCAGACAUACGCUAUCACCUACAGGAACAUCAGGAGCACUUCCAAAUAAGCCCUGCUGGUGAAAUCUCACUGAGAAGGAAGUUUGAGAUGGAUUCGCUUAACUCCGACUUUGUCAUUGUUGUAAUAGCAAGGGAUAAUGGGGAACCGGCUCUCUCAGCUGAAGUAGAAGUACCGGUGAGAGUGGUGAACAAAGCCAUGCCUGUGUUUGAGAAGCCUUUUUACAGCACCGAAAUCCCUGAAAACAUUCAAUUACACUCCCCCGUGCUUCAUGUGCAGGCCAGUGACUCUGAAGGCCCUCGUAUUGUGUACACCAUCUCUGAGGGGGAUCCUUUCAAACAGUUCUCAAUCGAUUUCAACACAGGUGUGAUUCAUGUGAUUCAACCGCUGGACUUUGAGACACACCCUGCCUACAAAUUAAAUGUGAGAGCCACAGACUCUCUGACCGGAGCGCACUCUGAGGUGUUUGUCGAUAUUAUACUGGAAGACGUGAAUGACAACGCUCCCAUGUUUCUGUCAACGGCCUACCACGCUAAUAUUUCGGAAGCCUCUGUCAUCGGCACGUCCGUUCUGCAGGUUGGUGCCAAAGAUUCUGACACCGGUAACAACCAGGAAGUCUUCUUUCAGUUGGUGGAGGAGAGAGGGAUGAGUUCAGAUUAUUUCAGCAUCGAUCGGGACACAGGAAUCAUUUCCACCGCCCAGCUGCUUGACUACGAGGAGAUCUGGCAACACAAGCUGCGAGUCCGCGUUGUGGACGGAGGCGUCCCGGCGCUCUCCAGCGACGUCACCGUGACAGUGGACGUCACUGACCUGAACGACAAUGCUCCCGUCUUUACCGAACACACUUACAGAAGUACCAUCAGCGAGUUGGCUCCACGCGGUCACUUCAUCACCCAAAUCCAGGCGUCUGACGCUGACAGUUCAGACAUGAACAAGCUGGAGUUCUCAAUUAUCUCUGGAAAUGAAGAUCAGAACUUUGCCAUCAACAAACAAACCGGCGCGAUUGUGAUUUCCAACCACCGCCGGCCACACAUGCUGCCUCUUUACAGUCUCAAUGUUUCAGUUACAGACGGCGUGUUCAGAAGCUCAGCCCUCGUCAUUGUAACAGUCACUGGUGCCAAUUUCCACAACCCAACCUUUUCUCAAGAGGACUAUUUAUUGGAGCUUGUCGAAAACUCUCCGGCUGGUACUUUGGUGGGGGAAGCAAAGGCUGUCGAUGAUGAUGAAGGCAUCUAUGGGCAGAUCACAUACCAAAUCAUCAACGACUUUGCAAAAGAUAAGUUCUCCAUCAAUGAAAAUGGUGAGAUUUUCACUCUAGAAAGCCUCGAUCGUGAAAAUCCAGCUGAGAAAGUGAUUCCUAUUUCCCUUGUAGCUAAAGAUGGCGGUGGGAAAGUUGGCUUUUGCAUUGUAAACGUCAUUGUCACAGACGCUAACGACAAUGCCCCACAGUUCAAAGCAGUUGAAUACAAAGCCACGAUUGCGUCGGAUGUCCCCAGAGGAACCUCUGUGGUUAAAGUUGGAGCUUCCGACAUGGAUGAAGGAAGCAAUGCUGACAUCGAGUAUUCACUUGAAGCAGAUGUUGAAAAUGUAGAAGAGAACUUUGAAAUCCACCCAACAUCCGGAGUCAUUGUGACCAAAGAAAGCCUCAUUGGGCUGGAAAAUGAGCUUUAUGCGUUCUUCGUCAGGGCCAAAGAUACUGGGAAUCCGCCCCAACAGUCAGUUGUACAAGUUCACAUCCGUAUUGUUGCACCAGAGAUGCCCAUUCCCAAAUUCGCAGAGCCACAUUAUCGUUACACCAUUGCUGAAGACCUUCCCAUCGGCACAGAGAUCGACGUGAUUCAGGCUGAGAGCGAGCAGCCCGUUGUUUACAGCAUUGUGAAGGGAAACACUCCCGAGAGCAACGAAGAUGAAGUGUUUGUCGUAGAUAAAGAAAGCGGUACGUUGAAACUCCAGAAGAGCCUCAACCAUGAGAUGACCAAAUGGUACCAGCUCACCUUGUUGGCCCAAUCCAAACAAGAAAACUACGAGAUAGUCGCAUCUGUGAAUAUAAACAUCCAGGUGAAAGAUGUGAAUGACAACAAGCCGGUCUUUGAGUCAGACCCUUACGAAGCUGUCGUCGUGGAGAAUCUUCCAACUGGGACUCAGGUUAUUCAAGUCAAAGCCAACGACCAUGAUUUUGGAACCAACGGCCAUGUUGUUUACAGCCUGGACCCCAAACAGGACUCCGCGGACAUCCCCGAGCUGUUUGCCGUGAACAGUGAAACCGGCUGGGUGACCACCCUGAAAGAGCUGGACCGCGAGAAGGUGGACAGAUACUCGAUCAAAGUUCUAGCCACAGACCAAGGCGACAAAGUCCAGCACGCCACCGCCACCAGGGUGGAGGUGACGGUGGCCGACGUGAACGACAACCCGCCGCGCUUCACGGCGGAGAUCUACAAAGGCACGGUCAGUGAAGACGACCCUCCCAGCGGGGUGAUCGCCAUCCUCAGCACCACCGACGAAGACUCGGAGGACAUUAAUAAACAAGUCAACUACUUCAUAACAGGAGGCGACCCACUUGGCCAGUUCGCCAUUGAGCACAUUCAGAAUGAGUGGAAGGUCUCAGUCAGGAAGUCCUUGGACCGCGAGGAGAAGGACAACUACCUCCUCAACAUCACCGCCAGCGACGGCAUCUUCACAGCCAAAGCUGUGGUGGAGGUCAAAGUGCUCGACGCCAACGACAACAGUCCAGUGUGUGAAAAGUCUGUGUACAGUGAGAGCGUCCCGGAGGACUCCCCGGCCGGGAGGCUCAUCCUGCAGGUUUCUGCCUCUGAUGCCGACAUCCGCUCAAACGCCCAAAUCUCUUACGAGCUCCAGGGAGUUGGAUCCGAACUGUUCAUUAUUGACUCAGACACAGGGGAGCUGAAGACCUCGCAGCCUCUGGACCGGGAGGAGCAGGAGGAGCACGUGUUCAGAGUGAGGGCCGUGGAUGGAGGCGGGCGCUACUGCGAGUCCGACAUUCGCAUCACGGUGGAGGACGUCAACGACAACCCGCCGCAGUUCUCGUCCGAUCCCUACACCAUCACCGUCUUUGAGAACACCGAGAUGGGCACUCUGGUGGCAAAACUGCAGGCUAAUGAUGUCGAUACCGGUCUAAAUGGCAACAUCCUGUACUCGCUGGUCGACUCUGCCGACGGCUUCUUCUCCGUGGACGAGCAGACCGGAGUGGUCAGCCUGGAGCGAGCGCUGGACCGCGAGGUGCAGGCGGUGUACGAGCUGCGGGCGCGGGCCAGCGACCAGGGCUCGCCGCGCCUGUCCUCGCUCUGCCAGGUGGUGGUCUCCGUCCUGGACAUCAAUGACAACCCGCCGGUGUUCGAGCACCGCGAAUACACGGCGACGCUGUCGGAGGACGUGGCCGUGGGGACCCAGGUGGUCAGGGUGCAGGCGGCCAGCCGGGACGCCGACGCCAACGGGGAGAUUUCCUACAGCAUCGUCAGCGGGAACGAGCACGGCAUGUUCAGCGUCGACCCGCGCACCGGUGACAUCUUUGUGAUUGAGCCGUUGGACUACGAGGCCUCCCAUGAAUACUACAUCACCAUCGAGGCCACAGAUGGCGGCUCGCCGCCGCUCAGCGACAUGGCGACUGUGAACAUCAACCUGACUGAUGUCAACGACAACAGGCCGGUCUUCAGCCAGGACGUGUACACGGCCGUCGUCAGCGAGGAUGCCGAGCUGGGGAAGACCGUGUUGGCGGUGGUGGCGGAGGAUUUGGACGGGCCCUCCUAUGACCACGUGCGGUACUCCAUCGUGGACGGGAACCAGGGCAGCCCCUUCACCAUCGACCCGGUCCGAGGAGAGCUUAAAGUGGCCCACCAGCUGGACAGAGAGAGGACAUCUGGGUACACUCUGACGGUCGUGGCCGCCGACAAUGGGGUGCCCCCGCUCUCCAGCAGCACCGUGAUCAACAUCGACAUCUCGGACAUCAAUGAUAACCCGCCACUUUUCUCCCAGGCCAACUACAGCCUCAUCAUUCAGGAGAAUCGACCGCAGGGCACCAGCGUCCUUCAGCUCACCGUGACCGACCGCGACGCCUCGCACAACGGGCCGCCUUUCACGUUCGCCAUCGUGGACGGGAACGAGGGCGACGCCUUCCGCAUCAACCUGCAGGGAGCUCUGGUGGCGGCGGGGCCGCUGAGUAGGAAAAAUAAAGAACACUACCUGCUUCAAGCACAGGUGUCGGACAGCGGCAAGCCUCAGCUCUUCUCCACCGCCUUCAUCAGCGUGCGCGUGAUCGAGGAGAGCGUUUACCCUCCGGCUGUCCUUCCCCUUGACAUCUUUGUGUCCACGGCUGGCGACGAAUACCCCGGAGGCGUGCUGGGAAAGAUCCACGCCACCGACCAAGACGUCUACGACACCCUGACCUACAGCCUCGCCCCGUCCUCCUCCUCCUCGGACGACAUCGCCGCCUUGUUUUCGGUCUCGGCCUCCGACGGAAAAGUGAUCGCCCUGCGGCCGCUGGACGUGGGCCACUACCCUCUGAACGUGACCGUGACGGACGGGCGCUUCACCACGCCCGCUGACGUCACCGUGCACGUGCGACAGGUGGCCCGCCAGGCGCUGGACAACUCCAUCGCCGUGCGCUUCGCCAACAUCGCCCCCGAGGAGUUCGUCGGGGACUACUGGCGCAACUUCCAGCGGGCGCUGAGGAACAUCGCGGGUGUGAGGAGGAGCGAGGUGCAGCUGGUCAGCCUGCAGCCGUCAGAGCACGGAGACCUGGAUGUCCUGCUGACUCUGGAGAGAUCGGGCAGCCCCUAUCAGUCACAGGAGGUCGUCUUCCGGAAGCUGAACUCCUCCGCCGCCGUGAUCGAGGAGAUGACGGGCGUCCGCAUCGUGCGCGUGGUGCAGAAGCUGUGCGCCGGCCUGGACUGCCCGCUGCACUUCUGUGACGAGGCGGUCUCCCUGGUGAAGAACAGCAUGUCCAGCUACAGCACGGCCCGCCUCAGCUUCGUCACGCCGCGGCACCAGCGGACCGCCACCUGCCAGUGUGAAGGAGGCAGGUGUCCUGUGCUGAACAACCUGUGUGAGAGCAGUCCCUGUCCGGAGGGCAUGGACUGCGUGGCGGAUCCUCGGGAUUCUGUCUACAGCUGCGUGUGUCCUGAAGGCAAGAAGGGAAAAUGUUCCGACGGCCAGUCCCUGACGUUCAGCGGAAGCGGCUAUGUGAAGUACCACCUGAUGGAGAACGAGAACAAAGAGCUGAUGAAGCUCUCUCUGAGACUCAGGACCUUCUCCAGCCACGCCACCGUCAUGUACGCCAAAGGGACCGACUACAGCAUCCUGGAGAUUGUGAACGGCCGCCUGCAGUACAAGUUCGACUGCGGCAGCGGCUCGGGGCUGGUGUCGGUCCACAGCGCUCAGGUCAACGACGGCGAGUGGCACUCCGUCCUGCUGGAGGUGGACGGAAACUACGCCAAGCUGGUGCUGGACCGGGUGCACGCCGCCUCGGGCACGGCGCCGGGCACGCUGCGCACCCUCAACCUCGACAACAGCAUCUACUUCGGCGGUCACGCCCGGCAGCACGCCUCGGCCCGCCACGGCCGCAGCCUGCCCACCACCAGCGGCCUGCGCGGCUGCAUGGAGGCCAUCGCGCUCAACGGCCAGGAGCUGCCUCUCAACACCAGGGCGCGCCGGGCCCACGCCGUGCUGGAGGACAUCGUGGACGUGUCCCCGGGCUGCGCGCUCGCUCCCGCCGAGAGCUGCUCCAGCAACCCGUGCACCAACGGAGGGAGCUGCACGUCGCUGCCCAACGGAGGCUACUUCUGCAAGUGUCCCGCCUCCUUCAUGGGCACGCACUGUGAGAUCGCAAUAAGCCCCUGUGCGUCCAACCCCUGCCUGUACGGCGGCACCUGCGUGCCUCGUGCCGAUGACUUCUACUGCCAGUGCAGAGGGCAGUACUCAGGACAGAGGUGCCAGCUGGGACCUUAUUGUAGGGACAACCCCUGUAAAAACAGUGGCAAGUGUAUCGAUAGCCUGGACGGUCCGGUGUGUGAGUGUGAACCAGGAUUCCAGGGAGACCGGUGUCUGACUGACGUUGACGAGUGCAUCAAGAACCCGUGCGCCAACGGCGGCCAGUGCCAGAACACCUACGGCUCCUACAAGUGCAACUGCUCGCUGGGCUUCAACGGUCAGCUGUGCGAACUCCACGCCGAAGUCCGCAACGAACUGGUCUCCACUGCCUGGAACAUCGGCAUGGAGGAGGUGAUCGGGAUCGUGGUCUUCGUGUCCAGCAUCUUCAUACUGGUCCUCCUCUUCAUCAUCAUCCGCAAGAAGGCGUGCCGCGGCCGGUCCAAGAGCGACGACGACGACAAGCGUCCGGGCGGCUCCAACGUGCCUCACUCCUUCCUGCAGAGGCCUUACUUCGACGCCAAGCUCAACAAGAACAUCUACUCGGACAUCCCGCCCCAGGUGCCCGUCCGCCCCAUCUCCUACACUCCCAGCAUUCCCAGCGACUCCAGGAACAACCUGGACAGGAACUCCUUUGAGGGCUCGGCCAUCCCGGAGCACCCCGAGUUCAGCACCUUCAACCCGGACUCCGUGCACGGGCACCGCAAGACGGUGGCCGUGUGCAGCGUGGCGCCCAACCUGCCGCCGCCGCCGCCCUCCAACUCCGUCUCAGACAGCGACUCCAUCCAGAAGCCCAACUGGGACUACGACUACGACGCGAAAGUGGUGGAUUUGGACUCGUGCCUGACCAAGAAGCCGGUGGAGGAGAGCGCCUGUCAUCCGUACAACACCAGAGGCAGCAUGUCUGAGGUCCAGUCCCUCAGCUCCUUCCAGUCCGAGUCCUGCGACGACAACGGAUAUCACUGGGACACAUCUGAUUGGAUGCCGAGUGUUCAACUUCCUGGAAUCCAGGAGUUUCCUCAGUAUGAGGUUGUGGAGUCGCCCGCUCCUCUGUACAGCGACCCGAGCGCCAUCGACACCGAUUACUACCCUGGCGGCUUUGACAUAGAGAGCGACUUCCCGCCGCCGCCUGAGGACUUCCCCGCCAACGACGACCUGCCGCCGCCGCCCCUGCCGGAGUACGGCGACACGCUGCGGCCCCUCGGCAGAGACUUGGACCCGCCCGCCGCCGGUCCGGGCGGCGUCCGGCAGCGCCCGGCCCUGCCCCAGCUCUACAGCCUUAACCAGUAUCUGCCGCAGCACUCCUACCCGAGCGACGGCGGCGACGCGGAGGGGCCGGGUGCCAGUUCCACCUCCGCCACCGUCACCCCGGCGUCCACCAUGGGCGCGGGCGGCUACAGAGGCGCCUUCCCUCUCGGGUGCAGCCGGGACUUUGAUUCCUCGGCCCUGGACAACAUGUCCAUGUCUCUGUACACGUCCACAGCCUCGUGCUCGGACAUGUCGGCGUGCUGCGAGGAGUCCGAGGUCAUGAUCAGCGACUACGAGAGCGGCGACGAGGGCCACUUUGAGCGGCUGGCCAUCCCGGCGCUGGACUCCCAACAGCACACUGAAGUCUGACACUGGAUCCAAACAAAAGUGCCUGAACCUACAGCUACACCUUACCCAUCGUCCGCCAUCGCCCUCACCAAACACACACACAGACACACACACACACACACACAGACACACACACACACACACACACACACACACACACAAAAUAAAAAAGAUGUGCAAACACACAGGGGGUUGUUGAGACUGGUCGAGACGGCCCGGAGAAGCCGCAGGAGCAACUGGGCGUCCUCUUCGCGUCUCCUCGGUCCGACUCCUGCCCCUCUGAGUCGACGGCGCCAUCGCUUUACGUGACUGUCAUCACACACAGGAAACGGACUGUGUGAAGCAUCAACAUUUCAGUGUGCAACAGGA
Molecule: messenger RNA, 14449 nt
Organism: Salarias fasciatus (jewelled blenny)
Lineage: Eukaryota; Metazoa; Chordata; Actinopteri; Blenniiformes; Blenniidae
Gene: fat1a
Product: FAT atypical cadherin 1a
Exons: 29
Coding region: 197-14101 (4634 amino acids)
Biological process (GO): neuron projection development; multicellular organism development; cell migration
Cellular component (GO): plasma membrane; catenin complex
Molecular function (GO): cadherin binding; beta-catenin binding; calcium ion binding
Source: RefSeq, a predicted model, not a curated record